CUUGUACACGUGAGAAGCUGCUGUAAGUGAGCCGCAGCUGACAGCGCAGAAACAUGGCCUCGGACGAUGCUUUUAAAGUAUCCUCGCUGAGGGGGAAAGUGACCCUGAUCACGGGGGCCAGCUCGGGCAUCGGGGCAGGCACCAGCGUCCUGUUCGCCAGACUGGGAGCUCUGCUGGCUCUGAACGGCCGCGACGUGGAAAACCUGAAAAAAGUCGCCCAACAGUGCAGCGACUGCGGCGCUGCAGAGCCUCUGCUCGUUCCCGGAGACCUGACUGAUGAGGAGACUGUGAAGAAGACCGUGGAGCAAACUAUCGCUCACUUCGGCCGGCUGGACGUCCUCGUUAACAGCGCCGGGAUCCUGGCCAUGGGCAGCAUCGAGACAACAGACCUGGCUCAGUACGACAGGGUCAUGAACAUCAAUGUCAGAUCUGUGUACCACCUGACUCAACUCUGUGUUCCCCACCUGAUCAAGACCAAAGGCUCCAUCGUCAACGUUUCCAGUGUCAACGGACAGAGAUCGUUCCCUGGUGUGCUGGCCUACUGCAUGUCCAAGUCCGCCAUCGAUCAGUUUACACGUUGUAUAGCACUUGAGUUAGCAUCAAAGCAGGUCAGGGUGAACUCUGUCUGCCCUGGUGUGAUCAUCACAGAUGUCCACAAGAGAGCAGGACUAGACGAGGAGCAGUACGCUCAGUUUCUUGCAAAGUCUAAGCAGACCCACGCCCUCGGUCGACCAGGGGAGGUGGAGGAAGUGGCCCACAGCAUCGCCUUCCUGGCGUCAGACGCCGCCAGCUUCAUUACUGGAGUCAACCUGCCCAUUGACGGGGGUCGCCACGCCAUGUGCCCACGAUAAGAUCAUGAGCCUUGACUUCCGGGAAGACCUGUCACACCACUUGUGCCCUGUGGCCCAGAUUUGCCAGGCAAGCCCACUUCUCCGUCUUCUCCUUG
This is a messenger RNA of Plectropomus leopardus (leopard coralgrouper), 946 nucleotides long. RefSeq lists its product as uncharacterized. Gene Ontology annotation, molecular function: oxidoreductase activity. NCBI's taxonomy places the organism in Eukaryota, Metazoa, Chordata, Actinopteri, Perciformes, Serranidae. The record is from RefSeq and is a predicted model, not a curated record.